Loa loa (African eye worm) is the source of this 632-nucleotide messenger RNA. RefSeq lists its product as hypothetical. Gene Ontology annotation, molecular function: guanyl-nucleotide exchange factor activity; molecular adaptor activity. The record is from RefSeq and is a predicted model, not a curated record. Bases 26 to 457 code for a protein of 143 amino acids. NCBI's taxonomy places the organism in Eukaryota, Metazoa, Nematoda, Chromadorea, Rhabditida, Onchocercidae. Gene Ontology annotation, biological process: cellular response to amino acid stimulus; regulation of receptor recycling; positive regulation of MAPK cascade. The transcript is spliced from 4 exons. Gene Ontology annotation, cellular component: lysosome; Ragulator complex.
AAUUUCAGGUUCUUGAUUCUCCUGUAUGUAUUCUAUAUUGCAGUCACUUUGUUGUUGUAAUGGAGAAGGUAGUGAUGAUGAAGGGCCGUUGAUAAACGAUACCGAUGGUGGUCAUUUCGGAACAGCUACGCCUUCUGAUUCAGCUAGUCGUUUCUGGGUGAAUGGCGCUGAACAACACGUCACAUCUCAUACCACAUCUAAUGGCCCUGGUAGUUUUCGGCAAGGUAGCGACGAAGAUGAAUUACUAAAUCAAAUUCUGGAAGCUACACAGCAAAAUAUAAUAGAUGUUGCUAAUAUGGAUGGUGCUACAACGCCCUAUAAAGAACACUUAUCAAAAGCACAAAGAUAUAGUGAUGCAGUCAGACAACAUGAUUUACGAGUUCGGAAGCAUGCUUUUAAUACGACUCCAGAAGUACGAUUUGUGUCUCUUAUUCGAUGUCGGACCACGAGUGAUUGAGGUGUUGCAACGACCGGCACAAACUUUCAUAACGCAUUCUGAUUUACGAGAUUUUGCCGGAAAUAUGUCCGCUGCAAUGGUAAAUGGUAUACAAAUUGAACACAGACAGGAUAUCCUCAUUCACAUGACUUUUUCGGACGAAUAAUUUUGAUAUGGAUUAAGUUUUGACAUAGAG